AUGGCUCAACAGCCUCUUCCCACGUCCCAGGCGCCGACCGACACCUAUGGCGGAGAUGAGGUCUCCGCUAUCGUUCUCGAUCCCGGCUACUGCUUUACCCGCGCCGGCUUUGCGGGCGAAGACUCCCCAAGUAUCGAGGUACGGAACUACAUGAACAAGGACAGCGUCGUCGAGGACUGGGACGCCGCCACACAGAUUUGGGAGAACAUGCUCCUCAAUCGCCUCCAUGCGCCAAAGGCUACCCCGCCUGCGAAGAACGGACUCAACGAUAACGGAGAUGAUGCCGAUCCCGCCGCCGUCGACGUGAAGAAGGAUGGAGAGGGAGAUGUCUCGAUGGGCGACAAUGCGGAGGCUGCCGAGGUCAAGGCUAGGGAGAAGGCCGUGGAGAUUAUAAUGGAGAACUGGGGUUGUCCCGCUUUUUGGUUCAGCAGGACACCGGUCUUGACUGCCUUUGCUGCUGGCAAGGCGAGCGCCCUCGUCGUUGAUAUUGGCGGCGCAAACACCUCUGUGACCUGCAUCCACGACGGCGUUGUCUUGAAGCGCUCCAUCCAGAGGUCCCCUGUAGGCGGCCUCUGGCUUUCCGCGCAGCUUCGUGCCGUGUUCGAAAGCAGCGAUUCCAAGGUCGACCUGGUUCCCACCUUCCUUGUGGAGAACAAGACUCCCGUGGAUGCCGGCGCUCCCGCGCAAUACAAGCAACGCAAGUUUGACUUUGACCUCCACUCCUCAUUCCGCGCCUGGGAAGAAGAGCGGCUCCUCACCGAGUUCAAGGAGUCCGUGGUCGAGACCUGGCGGGGUCCCGGAAAGUACACUGCCCCCGGUAAUGAGGAUUUCCUCCGCCAACAGCCCGGUCGUGUCUUUGAGAUGCCCGACGGCUCCAAUCAGAUGUGGCGCGAGCAGCGCUUCCGCGCUCUCGAGGGAAUGUGGGACGAGACCGCUGCCUACACAAACACCCCAGAGGAGUACCGCCUCACCAAGGCCCAGACCAUCCCCGAGCUCAUCCGCGCCUCCAUUAACGCAGUCGACGUCGACCUGCGUCCUAACCUUCUCCAGAAUGUCGUCGUCACCGGUAGCACCAGCCUCAUCAACGGCUUCGGCGACCGCCUCCACAACGAGCUCUCCACCAUGUACCCCGGCACCAAGAUUAAGCUUCACGCUGCCGGCUUGUCGAGCGAGCGCCGUUUUGGCGCCUGGAUUGGCGGUAGCAUUCUAGCCAGUCUCGGCACAUUCCACCAGAUGUGGAUUUCUAAGCAGGAGUACGAGGAGAACGGCGUCAACGUCGUCGAGAAGCGAUGCAAGUAG
Messenger RNA from Parascedosporium putredinis, 1299 nucleotides. Lineage: Eukaryota; Fungi; Ascomycota; Sordariomycetes; Microascales; Microascaceae. The record is from the annotation of a GenBank genome assembly.